GGUGAUUCCUGCCGUUACCGGGGCUGCUCCCACUCGAACCCACCGUGUGCCGGGGCCGAAAACUUCCUCCAUAACCCGCGGAUAAAUGAUCAACCCCGGGGAAGGACACCUCCGCCGACAGAGGGUUGAUGUUUCCUCGCCGGGGCACCCUCAGGGUCGCGUUGAAGCCUGACUGCGGCCAGCUCGCCACCUCCGCCGGCCCCGUGUUGGAGCCCAGCGACCAUCAGUAGCUCCACCAGACCAGCGCGCGCUCAACGGCGUCCGAGCCAGGUCGCAUCGCCAUGGAUACAGAGUCCACCUACUCGGGCUACUCCUACUACUCCGGCCGCUCCCGAGGAUCCCACAGGCACAGCGAGCGGAACCGAGACCGGGAUCGAGAUCGAGAUCGGCACAAGUCACGGAGCAAAGACAGCCGCUCUGAAAAGUCCGUGACGAUCAACACGCCGCCUGCAGAGCCGCUGCUGGGAGACUCUUCGGUUCGAGGCGAGCAGGUCCAGGAUGAUAACUGGGGGGAGACCACGACGGCCGUCACUGGCACGUCGGAGCACAGCCUCUCCCAGGAAGACAUCGUCCGCAUCACCAAGGACCUGGAGGACAGCGUGGGGCUGGACUGCCGCCGCUACCUGGCCCGCGCGCUGGCCGUGAUCCUGGGCCUCCUGGUGUUCCUCACGCCGCUGGCCUUCCUGGUGCUGCCCCACCUCCUGUGGCCCCAGAAGCUGCAGCGGUGCGGGACGGCGUGCGAGGGCCUCUUCAUCUCCGUGGCCUUCAAACUGCUCAUCCUGCUGCUGGCGGUCUGGGCGCUCUUCUUCAGGCCGGCGCGAGCGGGACUCCCGCGGGUCUUUGUUUUCCGGGCCCUGCUGGCCGUGCUGGUGCUGCUCUUCGUCAUCUCCUACUGGCUGUUCUACGGCGUGCGGAUCCUGGAUCCACAGGACGAGAACUAUCAGGGCAUCGUGCAGUACGCCGUGUCGCUGGUGGACGCGCUGCUCUUCAUCCACUACCUGGCCAUCGUGCUGCUGGAGCUCCGCCAGCUGCAGCCGUCCUUCUCGCUGUGCGUCACGCGCUCGACGGACGGCGAGACGAGGCACUACAACCUGGGACAGCUCAGUAUCCAGCGAGCAGCUCUGGCCAUCAUCGAGCACUACUACUGCGACUUCCCGGUCCACAACCCGGCGCUGCUCUCCGCCUCCAAGUCCCGUGCCGCCAAGCACCUGGCCGGCCUCAAGGUCUACAACGUGGAUGGUGAGUUCCCAGCAGCCCCGGCUGAGGGUCCUGGGAACAACGCCGCCGCCACCGCAGGAGCAGCGGGGCUGGCGCACUCGCAGUCCAGAGCCAUGAUCGCCGCCGCCGCUCGCCGCAGGGACACCAGCCACAACGAGCUGUACUACGAAGAGGCGGAGCACGAGAGGCGCGUCCGGAAACGCAGAGCUCGCCUGGUGGUGGCAGUCGAGGAGGCUUUCACCCACAUCAAGCGCCUGCAGGACGAAGAGCAGAAGAAGUCCCCGGGGGACGUGAUGGACUCCCGGGAGGCGGCGCAGGCCAUCUUCCCCUCCAUGGCCCGGGCCCUGCAGAAGUACCUGAGGACCACCAAGCAGCAGCACUGCCACAGCAUGGAGAGCAUCCAGCAGCACCUGGCCUUCUGCAUCACCAACAACAUGACUCCCAAGGCCUUCCUGGAGAGCUACCUGAGCCCGGGGCCCACCCUGCAGUACGGCAGGGACCACUGGCUGUCCCGCCAGUGGACGCUGGUCAGCGAGGCGGCGGUCACCAGCGGCCUGAAGGACGGCGCCGUCUUCCUGCUGAAAUGUGCGGACUUCAGCCUGGUGGUGACGACCAAGAAGAUCCCGUACAUCCAGAUGUCGGAGGAGUACAUCGAUCCCAAGUCACACAAGUUUGUCCUGCGGCUACAGUCCGAAACCUCCGUGUAGAACUCCAAUCGUUUUGGCUUUUUUUUUUUUUUUUUUUUUAAUUCCUCACCCUGUUGCGUUGCUCUCAAAUUUUUUUAUUUUGAUUUUGCAGUUUUUUUGGGGUUUUUUUUUUACGUUUUUGGAUUUUUUUUUAUAUAUAUAUUAUAUAUGAAUCUAUAUAUAUAUAUCUCACACGUUUGAAUAUAUUGAUUUUAUAUUGUUUGAUUUGGAUAAAAAGAAGACUUGCUGCAGGAUUUUGCCUGCAGGACACCUCGGACUUGAACGUGUGUGUGUGUGUGUGUGUGUGUGGUUGUAUGUAUGUGUAUGUGGGUGUGUGUGUGUGUAUCAUGUUGUGUCAACACAAUCACUCGUUCCAUCCGAGAUGCUCGAGCCAAGCACAACGGGAACAAGGAGCGAUCCGAGGCGUCUGACUCUGGGAUUCAAACGGACAGACAAACCGCUGAGGACUGACGGCGUGACUCGCAGGUUCCUGUCGAUGAUGGAAACUGUUCUUCACGCUGUCUCAUCUGCUACAUGUCGACGUAUUCGGUUGCUUUUAGGCUUUCAAACAAAUUGAGACUUUUUUUCCUGCUGAAAAUCCGAUUUAAAUGAGACGAAAAUGAACAGGCUCGAUCGAAUCUGGCAUGAAAAGCACAUUCAUGAUUAUAAAUCAAAAGAACAAAGUGAAAAUAUCAAAAUCAGAGCUCCAGAUGAACGUGAUUUGUAUUUUAGCAUCCCGUCCAGCCAAUGGCGAGCAGCGGCUCUCCUGAGUGCUGAAGUGGGCCGAUCGACGACGUUUUGGUGCAGAAAGCUUUCCACUCCAGUUGAAGAGGAGACACAGGCCUCUUCUCAGAGCCUUUUUGUAUCUGCUUGAUGGAGGCAGAGCAGCACAAAUGAAAGAUACUACUGAUUCCUUCACAGAAACUUGGGGUUACAUCAUAAAAAAGUGAGUUUAAUGUCCAUUUUCACUACACGUGCACUCAGUUCGUGAAUUUAUUUCCAAUUUAACUCCGAUGGUUUAGUGAAAUGCACAAAUUCCCUCCACUGGCAGAAUUGUGUCAGAUUGAAGAGAAUAUUCCACAAAAGUGGACUUUGAAAAUGGACAUUGGACCAGAUUUAUCAAUGCAAAGCAUGACUGUUUCCAGUGUGACUGCAGUACUGCAGAGUGAGCUGCAGGGUGGGACCUCCUUUCUUUCGAACUGGACCGUCUGGUUUUCUUUUUACUGCCUCUUCUCACCUCUGUUGUCUGACAAACAUGCAAAUCCCUCGGGGUCAGGCGCUUCGCGGAAGGCUGAGAAGAGAUUUUUCUUUAUUUGUUUCACCUGAUGAGUCAGCAAAUGUUAUAAAGCCAAAAAAACACACAAAAACUAAAAAAAAAAAAAAACAGCGAAAUGAAGCUAAAAUGAUACCUAAGUUCCUGUGAACUUACCAAAGUGUCAAAAGAGAGUCACUGAGCUCGUGCAUGUGAGGAAACCUCUCAUUUUCCACUGUUACCUGGGCCUGUGAGCAGGGUUGUUCUCUGCUGCCCUCUGGUGGUGAAACCUGGUCAUGUCUCGGUUGAAAAAUAUUACAAUUUUCAAAAAUACUUCACUGUAAAAAGAAAAGAAAAGAAAA
Molecule: messenger RNA, 3518 nt
Organism: Salarias fasciatus (jewelled blenny)
Lineage: Eukaryota; Metazoa; Chordata; Actinopteri; Blenniiformes; Blenniidae
Product: vang-like protein 1
Exons: 9
Coding region: 282-1925 (547 amino acids)
Biological process (GO): multicellular organism development
Cellular component (GO): membrane
Source: RefSeq, a predicted model, not a curated record